Saxophila tyrrhenica is the source of this 735-nucleotide messenger RNA. RefSeq lists its product as uncharacterized. Lineage: Eukaryota; Fungi; Ascomycota; Dothideomycetes; Mycosphaerellales; Extremaceae. The coding region runs from base 1 to 735 and encodes 244 amino acids. The transcript is spliced from 2 exons. The record is from RefSeq and is a predicted model, not a curated record.
AUGCUUCUCCCCAACUCCCCCCUCCACCUCAUCACCCUCCUCUCCGUCUCCCUCCCCCUCCUCCCCUUCACCACCGCAACCACAGCAGCAGCAGAUCUCGAAGAAAGAAUCCCAGAACCCAGCUUCGCCCCCGUAGCAGCAGCAGCAAGCUACGUCCCCGCCGCCCAAAGCGCGGCAGCAGGUGCGUACGACGGAUCAUAUGGUGGGCACUCACAAGCAGCAGCAGGUUCCUGGGCACCAGCGCCUGCGGCCUCACAAGCCGGCUCACAAGCCGCUGGGUCCUGGGCUCCCGCUCCCUCACAAGCAGGCUCAUGGGCGCCUUCACAACCCGGUUCAUGGGCGCCCUCCGCUCUGGCCUCAGCGGCGGGUUCAUGGGCGCCCUCGCAGCCCGCCUCGUGGGCCCCGGGACAUUCUUCUGGACCGGGAUAUUCGGGCCCCGUGCCUGGACAAGGACCCGCGCCUUCCGCGGUAGCGCCGUGCUGUUCUGCGCAGCCGGCCGUUUCGAUUUCGCAGCAUCCGGUUUACACCCAAGGACCGGUUUCUGCUCCACCGCCUUCGCACGCCCCCUCAGCCCCUCCGCCAACAACCACACUAAUCCCCGCGGCCUCGACGACGACGGAGCUUUCGAGCAUCGGGCCGGCGUUUACGCAGGUGGAGAAUGCCGCCGCUUUAGGCAGGAAGUUGGGGGCGGGAGGGGUGUUGGGGGUGCUGGGGGUGGGUAUGAUGUUUAUUUAG